This is a messenger RNA of Homarus americanus (American lobster), 579 nucleotides long. Its product is annotated as luc7-like protein 3. The record is from RefSeq and is a predicted model, not a curated record. The coding region runs from base 1 to 579 and encodes 192 amino acids. The transcript is spliced from 2 exons. NCBI's taxonomy places the organism in Eukaryota, Metazoa, Arthropoda, Malacostraca, Decapoda, Nephropidae.
AUGGCCGGUGGCUGCAGGGACCGUAAGCAGGUGAGGACCAGGAGCCGUAAGCAGGUGACGGCAAGGGGGCCACCAGAAGGUGAGGGCCAGGGGCCUCCAGCAAGUGAGGGCCGGGAGCCGCCAGCAGGGGAAGGCCGGGGGCCACCAGCAAGUGAGGACUGCCAGCAGGUGAGGGCCAGGGACCACCAGGGAGAGCCAGGGAACACCAGCAGGGACUACCAGCUGGAGAGGGCAGGGGACCACCAGCAGGAGAGGGCAAGGGACCACCAGUGGAAGAGGGCCGGGGACCACCAGCAGGAGAGGGCCAGGGACCACCAGCAGGAGAGAGGUGGGGAACACCAGAAGAAGAGGGCCGGGACCAAAGCAGGAGACCGUGAACUACCAGCACCAGAGGGCCGGGGAACACAAGCAGGAGAGUACCGGGGACUAAAAGCAGGAGAGGGCCAGGACCACCACCAGGUGAGGGAUCAGGAACAAACCGGCAAAGAAAGGGCCGGGGACCAACACAGCGAGAAGGCCAAACCAACAGAAAGGCCAGGAACCACCAACAGGAGAGGGCCUUGGACAAACAACAGGUGA